Molecule: messenger RNA, 3402 nt
Organism: Penaeus monodon (black tiger shrimp)
Lineage: Eukaryota; Metazoa; Arthropoda; Malacostraca; Decapoda; Penaeidae
Product: E3 ubiquitin-protein ligase UHRF1-like
Exons: 13
Coding region: 158-2476 (772 amino acids)
Biological process (GO): protein ubiquitination; negative regulation of gene expression via chromosomal CpG island methylation
Molecular function (GO): protein binding; ubiquitin protein ligase activity
Source: RefSeq, a predicted model, not a curated record
UUUACGCCAGGAAGGAGAUUUCCCGCCAAGACCGACCUGGGUUUCGCGGCCGACUGCCUGCCUCUCUGCGAUCCCUCUCUGCGGCCGAGGAUUUCCUUGCCUGGCGUUGUCUGUUCUUUUUUGGAGUGUCUAAGGCUGUGUCGAGAAGGAAGAGAAGAUGUAUGUCAAGGUGCGAACGAUGGACGGCAGUCAGACUGCUAUAAUAACCAUCUCGAAGUUGACCACCGUGGAAGAUUUCCGGGAAAUGAUCCUGGAGAAAAUGAACGUGACAGCCGAGAGACAACGACUUUUUUACCGGGGAAAGCAGAUGGAAAAUGGAUAUACUCUAUUUGACUACAACAUCAAUAUCAAUGAUGUGAUACAACUAAUGAUAAAGCCAGUUCUCUCCGAGAUUAACUCCAAUGUGCAGGCCAAAGCAUCUUCGGCAAAGCGGGAUGGAGAACAGGCUAACAAGGAGAAUACUAAGACUGACUCAGAAACCAAGAAAAAAUCAGAUGUGCAGGAGAGUCAAUACUACAGAGUGGGAGAUUUGGUUGAUGCAAAGUCUUUGUAUGAUGGAACCUGGUGGGAAGCCAAAAUUAACAAAAUCACAGCAAAUCCUAAAGCUAAGGAGGUAUCUGAUGAAGAUGAUGGUAUGCUUUACCAUGUCACACAUGAAGGGUUUGAGGACGACCUGCCCGAGGAGCUAUUGCUGAAGCACAUUCGACCAAGAGCCUUUCAGAAAGUCAACUUCGAGGAUGUUUGUAAAGGAGACCUUAUUAUGGCUAACUAUAACAUAGAAAAUCCAGAAGAAAGAGGACAUUGGUAUGAUUGCAAAGUCUCAAAGGUUAUGAAUUCAAGGACCCAGAAGGCAGUGGUUGCAACUGUAUUCAUUGGAGCAGACUCCUCGCCGAUGGAUGACUGUCACAUACGCUUUGUUGAUGAACUCUUUAGAAUAGAAAAAAAUAUUAAGUUAGACGAGAGGAAUGGAGAUAUGGAGAGAAGAAUCGUAGAAGGAUCUCCUGUUAAGCGUAAAAAUGCACCAAACUGCGCAACAUGUAAGGAUAACCCAAAGCGCAAAUGUAAGGAAUGUGGUUGCCAUGAAUGCGGUGGAAAAGAGAAUCCGGAGAAACAGCUCAUGUGUGACGAGUGCGACUUACCCUACCACAUUUACUGCCUCACACCACCCAUGGAAGCCAUACCUGAUGUGGAUGAGUGGUUCUGUCCAUUGUGUAAGAAUGAUGAUACAGAAAUUGUCAGAGCAGGUGAAAAGUUGAAGGAAAGCAAGAAGAAAGCCAAAAUGGCUUCUGCUAAAGGCAACACGUCACGGGAUUGGGGGAAGGGAUUCGCCUGUGCAGGAAGACAAAAAGUUUGUACCAUUGUUCCACAAAAUCACUUCGGAGCAAUCCCAGGUGUUGAAGUGGGAACAAUGUGGAAGUUCAGGUUACAGGCAUCAGAAGCUGGAGCACAUCGUCCACAUGUUGCAGGAAUUCAUGGACGUGAGAAUGAAGGCGCUUACAGCAUAGUUCUUUCUGGGGGUUAUGAAGAUGACGAAGAUAAUGGAGAAAGUUUCACGUACACAGGCUCUGGAGGCCGUGAUCUCUCUGGCAACAAAAGAACAGCUGAACAAUCUAGUGAUCAGCUCUUGACUAGGAUGAACAGAGCUUUAGCUUUGAAUUGUAAUAUACCCAUAAACAAGAAUGGAGCUGAGGCAAAGGAUUGGCAAAAGGGGAAACCUGUACGUGUUAUCCGGAACUGCAAGGGGAGAAAGCAUUCAGAGUAUGCUCCAGAAGAAGGAAAUAGGUAUGAUGGACUUUAUAAAGUUGUGAAGUAUUGGCAAGCAAAAGGGAAAAGUGGAUUCAAAGUGUGGCGGUAUCUCUUACGAAGGGAUGACCCUAUUCCUGCCCCAUGGACUAAAGAAGGUAGAAAGAGAACACAGGAACUAGGUUUAGAGAUGGAGUAUCCAGAGGGCUACCUUGAAGCUCAAAAGGAGAAAGAGGAAGCUGCAAAGAAGGAAAGAGAUGCAUCAUCUGGAAGUGAUGAUGAAGGAAAACAGAAGAAAAAGAAUACCAAGAGAAAGAAGAGCAUGGAGACUGAGGCAGAGAAAUCUGAAAAUACACCUUCAAAGUCAAAGAAAAGAAAAACUGCAGGGUGUUCUUUGGAAAAGGAAAUUGAAAAACUGAUUGCAGAAGAUGAAAUUAACCAUAAACUUUGGGAAGAGAGUAAACAGCUCCUAGAAGGGGGACGAUCAAGCUUUUUGAAUGCAGUGGAGGAAAGAUUCUUGUGCAUCUGCUGUCAAGAACUUGUAGUGAAACCAGUUACUACAGAGUGUAAACACAAUGUUUGUCAGGCAUGCUUACAGAGAUCUUUUAAAGCUGAAGUCUUUUCAUGUCCAGCAUGUAGGUAUGAUUUAGGUAAAGGAUAUGCAAUGACAGUUAAUAAGCCAUUAAGCGAGUGCCUAAUAAAACUCUUUCCUGGCUAUGAUGUAGCGCGUUAGUGUGUCAUUUAAGAACUAAAGAAUUCCUUCAUAUAUGUCAUUGACAUUUCUGACUAUUUUUGCACACAAGAAUUAUCUUAUUUAAAGUAAAUCUCUAGUUACUAUUUAAUGACAUUGAUUUCUUCCUAUCAUUUAGUCAGUAUAUUGAAUUCUGAAGGAAUUUUAUGUAUUCCAUUUUUUUCAUGUAUUUUCCAAAAUAUCUCCAUUUGCAUUGUAAAAUCAUUCAUUUCUAACCCAAGUUAUCAUAUUUGUGGUUUGGUUCAUAGUUUGCCUUAGUAUGUUUCAGAUGUUUAUUUAGAUAAAUAGUGGUAAACUGAUGUCUGUAUUUACCAUCUAGUUCUUUCAGCAUCUCCAGUUAUAUUUUGAGAAAACCUUAAAAGUAAAGAAAGCUCUGCUACAUUCCUCUUUUUGUGGAGAGAUUCUGUAUAUACAUCCCAAUGUUCUUAGACAUUUUUAUAAUCUUCAAAAAAGGAACUUUUACUUUUUUUGGUACUUUAUUUAUUUACAGUAUUUUAUCUUUUAAAGUUGGAAAUGUAAUAUUAGACAUCCAAAGUCCUCUAGAUUAUGUUUACUAGUAGAAGAAAAAUUUGUUACACAUGUGCACACAUUUUUAAAAUUAUUGUUAGUAUUUUAUUUUCUUCCUAACAUUAUUUUAGUUUUUAUACCAUCAUCCAUAGAUCAUUAUGUAUCACAUGUAAAUAAAUAUAGAUAAUGGGAGUUUUGUAAUUGAUUAAUAAAAGAAAUUGUGAAGUCAUAUGCUGAGGUUCUAUGGUAGUACCCAGUCCUUAGAGCAGGGGUUCCCAACCUGGGAACCAUGGUGAGCCAUGGAGCAAUAUGAAAAUUAUGACAUUGCAUUGAACAGGAUUUUCUCUCACUACAGUACCUACAUAUAAUUUUCUUUCACAUAUCAAUAAAUUUGAAUUUUU